AUGCCUAAUAGCGAGCAUUAUGAAAUCGUAAACACUUACCAAAGUCUUACUCGGAGGGCGAAGCAUCAUAGAAAUUUGCUUGAGCGCAUUAUGAAGCAAUGGAAAAACGAGUAUUUGUUGGCUUUACGAGAGCAAUCAAGCACCAGAUCAAGAAUUAACAGAAAUCCUGAGAUAGCGUUAGGAGACAUUGUUAUUAUUCGUAACGACCAAACGAAACGUAAUUUUUGGAAAUUGGCGAAAGUGGAGCAACUACUCCGCGGUGAAGACGGGGUUCCUCGUGCUGCUGUUGUCAGAGUUCUUCGUGAGAAUUCAAAUAAUUCGCAGUUCUUAAGAUGCUCAAUCCAGCACUUGAUCCCUAUUGAAGUGAGACAUGAAAGUGAGACCGACGGAUUAAAGAAUGCGGAUCAAGAAAGUGAAGAGACGGUGAACGCACAAGUAUUACGUCCAACUGAGCGACCGCAACGGAAUGCAGCCAUAACCGGACAAUUGAAACGGUUGAAACAGAUGGGCAAGUUGUAG
Messenger RNA from Paramuricea clavata, 519 nucleotides. The record is from the annotation of a GenBank genome assembly. Lineage: Eukaryota; Metazoa; Cnidaria; Anthozoa; Malacalcyonacea; Plexauridae.